GAACCAAUGAAAAUAACAUUACCUUUGUGAUCUCCUUUCCACUAAUUGGUUAAAAGUUAAUUUCUCUAAAUCAUCAGAGACAAAAUGAUCAAAAACCAGUUUAAAUUGCCUGCGGUCAGAAUCAAGAAUCAAGUCAAUUUCCAAUGGAUUAUCUGAUUCCUCAACUAAUGGGAUAUUUGAUUUAUCUUAUCCUGUUAACAAUUUAACUCUUGAUUGGGCCGGUGAUCAAUUCACAAUGAACAUUUCAAGUGAACAAGUUAACAAGGGAAACAUUUCAUAUUGGUAUCAAGCUGAUACAAUUUGGACACCAACUCACCUUGGAACUCACCUUGAUGCCCCAUGUCACUUUGCUCGUAACACUUGGUGUGUCUCCGAUAUUCCCAUUGAGAGAUUGUACCUUCGACCGGGUUAUGUUAUUGAUAUUUCUCAUAAAAUUGAUUCUUCAUCUAAUCCUAAUUAUGUUUUAACCUCCGAUGAUGUUAAAAAUUGGAUUAAAUCAAUUGGAACCGUUAAAUCGGGUGCCGUUAUCUUAAUACGAACCAAUUGGUCUAAACAUUGGCCUGAUAGGGAAAAAUAUUUCGGUCUAAAAAGUUCAAAUUCAGAUUCAUUCAAUUUCCCUGGAAUAUCAGUUGAUGCAGUUAAUUCAUUAAUUGCCCUUGGUGUUGAUCUUUAUGGCAUCGGAAUUGAAGGUCCAUCGGUCGAUAAUGGUCCAAGUGAAGAUUUUGCUACUCACUCGCUUCUCGCACUUCACAAUAUUUACAAUUUAGAAAAUGUUGGCCCGUUAAUUGGAAAAUUGCCCAAGGAUAAUUUCUUAAUCACUUCUCUUCCCAUGAGAAUUGAUUCUGCAAGUGGAUCUCCGGUGAGAAUCGUAGCUCAAUUAACCAGCAAUUCAAGUGAUCAAAUUCAAUCUUGUUUCGUUUUGAUUUCUCUCGUUAUCAUCGCGAUCACUUAUCAUCGUAAUUUCUGAAUUUCUUUCAUGGUGAAAAAAAAACACAAAUCGAUUGAUCCAAGUGACGAAUCUGAAUGUUCAAUUAUCCAAGGUAAUCAAUUUGAUCAUUUGUAUUGAUUUUUUUUAAUCCAAUCAAUUGUUUUAUAACAACUUUGACUUUGUGAACUUGAAUGAAAUAUUGUAACAAUUUAGCCCAAUUAAGUUAACAAUUUUUAUUCAUUUCAAGAAGAAAGUUAUUCUUUUUUGCUUGUUUGUCAAGAAUCAAUUAGUUUGAUUGGGUCAAAGGUUAAAAUUAUGGUUAAAUUGGGUGGAAGAUUAUAUUCAAACAAUUCAGAGUUUUCCAUAAGUAUUUAUCUUGUCAUGGUUACAAUUUUGGCUCAACAAUUAAGGUUUAUGAGUAGAAAAUUUUGAUUACAGACCAUAAAUAAACUAAUCAUUCAUUUCGUUAAUUCAGUUAAUUCAGUUGAUACAAUUUUACUUCUUUUCGAUUUGUUUUUGUUUGCACGCUCUAAUCAUUUUCGUAACCAUAUAUUAAAAUCAAGUUUUUCAUCAUA
This is a messenger RNA of Panonychus citri (citrus red mite), 1503 nucleotides long. RefSeq names its product kynurenine formamidase-like. Bases 236 to 967 code for a protein of 243 amino acids. Gene Ontology annotation, molecular function: arylformamidase activity. The record is from RefSeq and is a predicted model, not a curated record. NCBI's taxonomy places the organism in Eukaryota, Metazoa, Arthropoda, Arachnida, Trombidiformes, Tetranychidae. The transcript is spliced from 3 exons.